Messenger RNA from Letharia lupina, 675 nucleotides. RefSeq lists its product as uncharacterized. NCBI's taxonomy places the organism in Eukaryota, Fungi, Ascomycota, Lecanoromycetes, Lecanorales, Parmeliaceae. The record is from RefSeq and is a predicted model, not a curated record. The coding region runs from base 1 to 675 and encodes 224 amino acids. The transcript is spliced from 2 exons.
AUGGCCCCACCAGCUUAUCAGAAGAAAACAAUUGGAGAAACAAGCGGAGAACUCGUGCCAAGCACCUCCCACCAAGCCGUCAACACACCAAAUCCACAGCCAAUGAUCUCUGACCUCUCACAAGAUACGAUCAAUGGUCUAAUGACUGCAUUUGGUGAAAUACAGAGAUUUGAGCAGAGAUUAGAGAGAAUCGAACAGUUUUUGGGCCCCGCACUAUACCAAAAUCCUACUUCAUCUCCCAAUCCUACUUCGCCUCUCAAUGCGACUUCGCUUCCCAGCAUUGAAAUACCACAGCAGAAACUCUCUCACACGUACGACUCGUCCUACCAUACAAAUCCAGGACACUUACGAGCGGAGGAGAUGGGAUACUUCGAUCUGCAACAGGCAAAUGUGGAGAAAACUGCGGAGAAAUCUACGGAGAAGAUUACGGAGAAGAACAAGAGCGCCAGCAGCAGCAGUGUUAUUCAAGCGGGCACAGUCUCCAUGAUUCCACACCAGGCCACUAUGUAUAACUGCGGAAAACCUUCCCCUCGCCUCAACAGUGCUCCACUUUCUACCUUACCUCUCGCCUCUCUUCUCGCCUCUCUUCUCAUCUCUCAACUCGCCUCUCAACUCGCCUCUCCGCUCGGCUACAUUCGAUUCGCGAAGGAUAUGGAGGCUAUAGGCCAAGGAUAG